AUGACUACAGAUUUAGAUCACUCCGUCUCUUCCGCCACCUCGGCACCUUCUCCACAGUUCCACUCGCGGGACACGCGCCUUGUCCGUGAAUCGCGUCUGGCUCCCUCAUUACUCUUGUCUUCUCCGCCAUCAGGAGACUCGAGCCCGUCGACCGUUGGUUCUCCCGGUCAACGAACCUCUCCGCGGAGUAUCACCCUCGAGCCCCCGCCUCUCCCAUUCCUAUCCUCAUAUCGCAGAACCGAAGACUCUCAGCCCUCUUCGCCGGUCAAUCGCGAGGCGGAAAGCAGUAUCUAUUACACCACCGCGUGGGGAUCCCCAUAUGCAGCACCUAGCACUCGGAGACUGUCAGUGAGCAAUAGCCAACAAGAAUCCGCUGGGGUAGACCGCGGAUCUAGUCCCAUCUCGCCCGUCUCGUCAGUAGCCAACCGCACUGAAUUCCCGAGAUCUAGUGCCGCCAACGACGACACACUUGCACCCGUGGACCAUAGUCUCGCUACCAAGAACGGAGAGAAAUCAAUACGGGACUUUACGCAGGAUUGGAUCAAUCAGUACCUUACCGGUCAACCUAGAACGGAGCGCAGCAAUUGGCUCAGCGACGACUCAGGAAGUGAAGCGCCAUCCUUCAUCACUGCGAGAAACCACUUUGCCGACGACACUUCGGACGACUGGCUUGGUUUAGAAGACGACUUUCGGUCCGACGAUCUGUUGAGAACUCCGACGCUCUCUGAUUUCGUCGGGAAGAAAGCGGCCGCGCGUGCAAAGGUCAACAAAACUUUGCACAAACGCGCUGAUACCCUGCGCCAGGAGGACUUUUGGGGGUUUGCUUACGAUAGAGAUCCACUACUAAGCAAUAUGUCCGACUUAAACACACCUACCCUUGAGGUAAACUCGCCGGUAGAGAAGCCGUUACCUCCUCCGCCCGCAGACGCGACGGAGGCCACUGCAGAUAUGGAAGACCCCUUCAACCCAGUUCCAUUAAAAACACAGGUCUCUGAUAUCAACGGAUCAGUCACCCAAACGCCACGGCGGAGAAAGAAGCUGGUUUGGCAUGGGAAAGCCUGCAUAAUUGAGCUGCCACAUGACGAUAAGAGAGGCUCGGAACAUGGGUAUCGUCUCCUAACGCCCGCCGACGUUCAACAGCGAAUGCAAGAAUGGGAGACCAAAGGAUACGAUGUUCGUGGAUUCACCAUCGGCGAUUCCGAGGAUCCUUCCAUAAUGACAACGCUAGGAGGCCUCAGCCGACCCCUAUACCCCGACCCAUAUGACCUCCAUGAAAUUUCCAAGAGCGAACCGCUUGUCGUCAACUUCCCAGACAGGGCUAAGUGGGAGGCUUAUAUUACCGAGCUCCAAGAAGAAAAGCUACGCGCUCUGGGAGUGUCAUUCGGUGACGAUGAACCUGAACAAUCCAUUUCACCCGAUUACUCGCUCAACCCCAGUGGUACUCCUUUCCCUGGCCUUGUCGCAUCCUCGCCAAUGCCUACUGCAUCUGCAGCGGGGAAUCCCCUCGGCCAUAUUCACCCAUUUUCGCCUCACUUUAAUCAACCAGCAAUGCUCCCACCCGGUGCAAUGGGAUCCAUGGCAUCACCUGCUUCGCAAUUCGGUAUGCAGACACCAUUCAUGGGGGCGGAGCAAAAUAUGAUGGGCGGAUUCCCCUUCCAAUUCCAGCCUACGCUUCCUGCUCAGGGAUCCAUGACCCCCCAAGGCUUCAUAAACGCUCGACAGGCAACUUCUUCGGUUGGCCCAGGGGCAAUGGGCAACUUUUCUUCCAUGCUAUCACCGGUGUCUCCGCUGCAUGACCAAGGGUCCUUCCAUACCGGAUUCAAUGAUAAGGGUGUUUUCGAUGAUCAAUUUGGCCAUGGUAUGCACCAGGAAGGCCUGCCGUACCAGGCUCCCCAGACUCCGGUCAAUGGACACCCUGAUCAUUUCCACACAUCAAACGUCGAAAUUGCCCAGCCUACACCUCGAGGCCACGGCCAUAAUCUGAGCGAAACCCUGCAAAGGGGACUGGACCAGAUGACACAUACCGAUUACCAUCUGGAAGACUCGAUCGACCGCCAAUUAGAGGAUGAUUAUCGUGAUAGCAACAGCCAUGCAGGUCUGAAUCCCGGCAUGCUGAAGUCGCGAUGGGGAUUGCCAGAAAAUGAACACCACGCACAGAACCCUUCCCACCUCCCACUUCAUUCCUUCGCCCAGCACCAACUCCCUCACCAAUUCUUCGGAGACCAAUACCAACAACACAAUGGUCAUGAUGCUUCUGAUCUCGAUACAAACCCCAGUGUUGCAGGUACACCGCAAACUCGGCAAGGGCCGUGGCACGAGAACCAGGCUAGCGGCCACUCCUACCAUGGAGGCCAUCAAUCGCAGCUCUCGAUCUCAUCGCUCAACGUUGCAGCCAAGGAAUUUGAUCCUACCGCAUCGUUCAAUUCCCAGCCUGCGCCGUUUGGCAAUGAUCCAUUCCAGUUCGGCGGCAGGGGCGAGCAAGGAUUCGGCUUUGCCCCGCCUCCCUCGUUUGCGCCUGGUACCAGCCUGAAUGGCUCAAUCGGUCCCAAGCGGAACCACAAUGCCAGUGGUAGUGGCACAUUCAAGUUCUCCGCCGCAUCGUUCAAUGUCGACGCACCUGUUUUCAACCCCAACCCCUCUAUCAGCCUCAACUCGGAUGCCAGCUCCACGCAGCCUCUGGCUAGUCGCACCAAGAUAUUCGGUGACAUCGACAUCAGCGAGAUCUCCACACCCGAUAAGAAGUCCAAGGCUAUUCCUAUUGUGCGACCCGAUGAUAUUGAACAGGAUAGCAAUAGAAAAGAACAGGCUGUUGAAGACGAUACCAAUGGCCGGCCUGUUCCUAUCGACCGCCACAAGCGUGCGCGUCGUGGUGUUGGCCACGCUGAAGGCGAGGCUAGAUAUAGUAUCUCAACCAAUCCUCUAGGCGAGGCGGGCAAUGCUCAAGCUUUGAGUGCGCUUUAUGCUGUGGCCGAGGGUAAGGAGAAUGUCAUGCCUAAUGAGGACAAUCCGGUUGAGCGGACAGAUACCCCUGUCAGCGAAGCUGAAACUUGGACUUUGUUCGAUGCGAAACGUGAUGCUGAGAAUAUGUCUGAAACUGGAUCACCAAUCCGGGCGCAGACUUCUAAAGACAUUGUUGUUGAAGAACGCGAACCGAGGGAACCUGCUGUAGGAGAUACUACGUCUGUCACUGUUUCGAGGGGUGUUGAACAUGCUCCUCAUGGAUCUAGGACCUCGGUCAAAGGCACUACGCUGUCGGCUAAUGCCCGGCCUUUCGAGUUCAAGCCUGCUGUUUCAGAGUUUGUUCCCACGACCGUUCAGCCAUCUAGCCUUGCUGAGCCAACGCCUCGCGAUGAAAAUGUCAUUGAGGAGCAGUCCAUCGAAAACUCUGUCAAGAGUCCCGCUGAAAGUAAAUCCAUGCAAGCCGGACUUAUGGCUUCUCGCUUCGCUGCCACGAGCCCACCUAAGGCGACCACUUCGCCGGAUCACCGUGCUGGGUCUGAGGCCAAUACUCCAACCCGCGUGGAAACACAAUUUAUCACUCGCCAACCUAAGCAUUACGACAGCCCAUGGGACUCUGAAGAUGACUCGCCUGAUGACGAGGAGCUGAAUGCAGUUAUGGAACAACUAAACGAUGACGACGCAGAUGUCGGCAUCGAGCGGCACGCGACUCCUUACCAAACAAUCCACGCAACACCCUUCCAACCGAGACACGACCACUUCACGGAGUCGAUGGGUGGUCCCACAAAAGAACAGCGCUUUGGUUCUGCGGAGGCCCGAAGUGAAGCCCCCAGCCCAAGCCCCGGUGGAGUCCCCAAGACCUACAGGCUCAGCAUUCCCAGGCUUGGCUCGGACAUCGACGCCAACAGCAAUGCUACCUUCUCGCCACAGAAGAGCCUCAUCUCUCGUCUCCAGUCCCCUGUUCGCCAUCUUAUUACUGAGAAUGACCAUGUCAGUGACUGGGAUGACAUGAUCUCCGCCGGUGAAGACGAGAAGUUCUUGAACCGUAACCGCUUCUUCGACCGUCGCAUCAACGAUCUUGUUGGCUCCGCCAUCGACGAGCGCUUAGGUCCUAUGGAACGUGCUUUGGCUGUCAUUCAGCAGUCUGUGGCUUCUAUUGCCACUGAUACUGCAAGCAGAAAGGUCUUCCGCGGCACAUCCGCCGAGAUGGAAGACAGUGAUGCCGAUGAUGAGGAUGAUGAUGCUGAGGAAACUUCGAUUCGCGAUCGUUCCCCCCACAAUAUGAGAGAACGUAAGCUGGAGAUGCUCAAAAAUGUUGUCAUGGAAGCUUUGGUUACCCAUGACAUUCCUCAGCGCAUUUCCCCGCACUCCAGCCACAGCGAGAUGGCGCAGCUCAAGGAAAGCAUUUCUGAACUGCAGGCUCUCACGAUCAAGAAGCUCGCUCAGGACCCUGUUGGUGAUAUGCGUGAGAUACUCGAGGAAGCCAUGGCCAAGCAAUUGGCUCAGCAGGUCGCCUUGCAGAAGCCCCCGAGCCCGCGUCUUUCGGAGGCCGAGGAGAUUGGUGCUGACAGCCUUAUGCUUCAGAUCGACGGCCUAAAGAGCAUGUUGCGAGUUGCUGAUGAGCGUGCUGAGCAGGAGUAUAAGGAUCGCCGCGAUGCGCAGGAUGCUAUAUCCGAGCUCCAGCGACUAUUGAAGUUUGCUGAGGAAGAUGCUGCUCGCCACAGUGCUGCUGCAGAGGAUGCCGAGUCUCGUCUCCUACAGUUCAAGGAAGAGAAGAUUCCCUACUUUGAGAAGAUGCAGUUCCGCACCGAGUCUCUUUUGGAAGAGAGCGAGACGCUCAAGGUCACUAUCGCUGAGCUGUCCACGAAGAAUAUCGCGCUUGAGGGUACCCUCGACGAAUACCGUCUUUCCAGUGAUACCUUCCGCCGCCAACUGGAUACUUCCAAGGGUGAGAACAAGUCUCUUCAUGAGACUAUCGAUCACCUGAGAACUCGUAUUGAGGAUAGCAUGAUCUCACGCCAGAAUCUCACUGAAAAGUUCGAUCGUCUUCAAGAUGAUAUGCUCAGUGUCACUGCUGAUAUCACUCGUGAUCAAGCUUCCUGGCGCAGAAAGGAGGAAGAGCAAUCCGCUAGGUACAAUGAGCUGCGCGCGUCGCACUCUCGCGAGCUCCAAUUGCGCGAGAAGCUCGAGGAGGAUGUCCGCAAAUUCGAAAUAAACGAGCGAGAGGCCACUAAAUUGAGGUUCAUCCAGGACCAAUCUCAGCGAGAGAAUGCUAGACUGGAGGAACUGAUUACCAGCCUGCGGGCGGAGAACCAUGACUUGCAAAUCCAGGCUGCCCGAUUUGAGCGGGAGUUCAUCGAAGCCCGUGAAAGUAGCCAUGCCGAGAUCCAACGCACUCGCACCUCGAUGGAAGCAGACCUUGAAGCUUCUAAUAGUCAGGUUAAUAUUGUGCGUGCCGAGCUGGAGGCCCAAAUUCUUCGUCUGGAGACCCAACUUGAAAAUACUCGCAUGGAUACAGAUACUGCUCGCGAGCGCUACGAGCUUCUCCUCGAAGAAGCCCAGGACUCAAAGGUUACCGCCCUGGCUGCUAAGGACCUUGCCAUCGAUGAGACGCGCAAGAUUCACGAGCGCGUUCUCAAUGACUUGCGUGAACGUCACGCUCGCGCUUUGCAUAACUCUUCGGAGGAUCGUGCACGCGGUGAGAGUCAUAACAUGGAGCGCAUGGCUUUGUCCGAGGACAAGGCUAAGCACCUGCAAGAGCGCGUGAACCUCCUUGAAGAGAAGCUUGAGAUCGCUCAAGCUGCUGCCCGUGCUGCUGCUGAGGCAGCCCACAGCGCCAAGGCAAUCCCCAUCCCUGCUCCAGAUGCUGCACCCUCGCACUCGCGGGCAACGCCAUCCAUGUCCUACAACAAGGGAUCUGCAGAGCCCGAGCGAAUCUCCCCUCAAGCCCUGCGUGAGUCAAUCUUUGUCCUCCAGGACCAGCUCCAGCAGCGCGAGACACGCAUCGAAGAGCUCGAACAAGAAGUUUCCGCAAUUGAUAAAGACGCGCCAAAUAAGAUUAAGGAGAAGGACACCGAGAUUACCUGGCUUCGUGAGCUCUUAGGCGUCCGAAUCGAUGACCUACAAGACAUAAUCCAGACCGUGUCCAAGCCCGCAUUCAAUCAGCAAGCUGUCCGCGACGCAGCCAUCCGUCUUAAGGCCAACCUCCAAAUGCAGCAGCAAGAAAAGGAACGCCUAACAACCGGCAACCUCCCCUCCCUCGCUGACAUUGCCGCCUCACCCCGCUCCCUCCCUCUAGCCGCAGCCGCCGCCUGGGGAAAUUGGCGCAAAGGGCGCGAAUCUGCCACCAACUCUUCUGACCAGACCCCGUCAAAGCCCAGCAAUGCGAGCACUUUCCUGUCCGGCCUUCUAACGCCCCCGAGCUCCCACGCCCGAGCGAACGGUACUGGCUCGCAGACUAGUGCUGCCGCGAGGUUCGCGCAAACUCGCCCCCUGAGAGGCCCAAGACGUGGCUCGGUUCGUAGCCAGGCGCCUAUCACGGAACCGCCUCAAACGCCGCCUCUUCUCCGCCGCUCAAGUUAUGACCAUGACGCUGAGCCGGCGCACUACGAGGAUGGGAGCUUCGCGGAUGAGAACGAGAGUACCGUGGACGGGAUGGUUUCGGCUUCGCCGAAAUCGAGGGACGAUGACGGCCCAUUCGGGCCUCAGAUCGACGAGGCUGAAGCUGAAGAAAGUGAUAUUCAGAUUCAGGCCGACGCUGACGUCUCAUCUUCGGACGAAGCCUCUACUGAGGAAGAGUGA
This is a messenger RNA of Penicillium vulpinum, 6759 nucleotides long. RefSeq names its product putative myosin class II heavy chain (MHC). The coding region runs from base 1 to 6759 and encodes 2252 amino acids. Gene Ontology annotation, cellular component: cytoskeleton. NCBI's taxonomy places the organism in Eukaryota, Fungi, Ascomycota, Eurotiomycetes, Eurotiales, Aspergillaceae. The transcript has a single exon. The record is from RefSeq and is a predicted model, not a curated record.